GUCGCAGUUGUGUGUUUUGAAUGUUGCGGAGGCGUAGUUUCACUAACUUCGGAACUUUGUGAUAUGGACACUGUGUGGUGAAUGUGUUGUAAUAAUAUAUAGCAGUUUGUUGUCAUUUGCUGACGUCGCAGUGCGAAAGCUAUGUCCAAAAUGUUGAAGAGGAAAUUUGAUGACGACAUGGACUCGACCUCUGGAGGAAGAGCUAAGCAAGACGAAUUGGAGGUGACAGGUGUUUCGCGCUCAGGUCGAGUUCGCAAGAAGUCUUCAAAACUGAUGGAUUUUGAAUCGCCUGAUGAUAUUGACAAUCGGUAUAGGCGACGUGGUGGCGACUCAUUCAGUUCUCCUGUUGCCGGUAGCAGUGGCGGCAGAGGGCGAGGCAGGGCAUCGUCCACAUUACACUCAGACCGCACAACAUCCAGUUCUGGUGUCCAUCAUCGUGAUACCUUGUCAAAUGAUGGGGGAGAUGAUAUCUAUUCAAGUUCAGAUGAGUUCACAGGAGAUGUUCAAGAUGAUGAGUCCAGUUCCAGUUCUUCAUCAUCUUCUGAUGAUGAAGCAGCAUCUGACGAAGAUCGACUUGUGGAAGAACGUAAUACAACAGCCAUCCCCGAUGAAAGCAACAGCCGGACAGGUGAUGAAGGACCUUCAGGCUCAGGAACAGCAUCUCGUGGAGGUCAGUCACUGUAUAUGCUCGAGAAAUCAACUAAGAAGAAACUUGUGGUGCGAGAUGGUCGUGUAGUUGGACGUACUAAAGCACAACGGAAGGAUAAAGGCAAAACACGGUUCACUGCCUACAUGCUUUGGGCAAAGGAGGUUAGGCAGGAAAUACUGCGUGCUAAUCCCGACACAGACUUUGCUACUAUUAGUAAGCGUCUUGGUGAGCUCUGGGCAACAGUACCCAACAACGAGAAGUAUGCUUGGAAAAGGCGUGCUAAACGUGUCGCUUUGACCAAGCCUGGAUCAGAUGCAUCGGCACAGAGUUCUGUAACUCAAGGAGUUGGCGGAUCAAGUCAGCAGACGGACGGUGGUCGCUGGCGGACUUCUGGGUCCCGCUCGAAGUUCAUCAAUAAAGCUGGUGGUGGAUCCUCAUUAUCGGGUGCAACAUCAGGGGCAGCCGCUAGGCAAGAAAGUGGCACUACUACUGGAGGAAUGUCAGUGACUGGCGCAGUUGGAAGUGGUUCACGCAGUAGUGCAGGUACAUCAGCAUCAAGUGGAAGUGCACGCCACCACCAGCAACAGCAGCAACAGGUUGCAGAUUCAAAGGCUGGAGCUGCAGCAGGCGCAUCUGGUGGGCGGGGACUGGUAGCUGAGCCUGCAGUGGGACCCGGCCUAUACAAGGUCGUUGGCACACAGCCUGUGGACGUGGCAGCUCAUCUGAAGUUGCUCGGGGAAUCACUCGGCAUUAUUGGUGAACGCCUGAAAGAACAUGAGGGUCAAAUUGCUGUUUCUGGUAGCCUAUCUGUCUUGCUGGACUCACUUCUGUGUGCUCUUGGCCCUCUCAUUUGCCUGACGCGGCAGCUGCCAGAAACCAACAGCUGUCCACCGGAGAUGCUGUCGAAACUGCUUGACAACAUUGCCUACUUUAUGCCAGGCCUCUAGUGGUAAAAGGAGAGGUGUACUUCCUUGCCAAAGAAGAGAAUGGCUGCAGACUGUGAAGGUUUAUAAAGACCUGAGGAACUUGUCACACUGCCUUGGAGAUGUGCAUGGAGGGCACUGUGAAAUUAGUGCACCUACCAGUAGUGGAACUGAUUUUUAUGAGUACAGUUAUGACAGGUUUUUCAGUGUAGUUUUGUUAGGAGCCACUUAAUGUAUGCAAACAUCAGUCCCAAAGGAUGCAUGUCAGAUGGUGGAAUCUGAAAAAUACUUCAGUUUUGGAAACAGGUUGAUGCUAAUGUUUUAGGUGUACUAGAGGAGGUGCCACUAGUAGGGAGAACAACAAAUGUGCUUUAAACAUUCAAGGGAGACCAAGCACUUGCCCUGCAUGAGUAUAUGUUGAAACCAUGCUUUGGUGAACACACAUGACAGCUGGUUGAAAGUGUUUUCAACUACAGAGUCGGUAGAGCUAGGGGGUGGUAGUGAACAUUUUGAGAAUUACGCCUGCAGUUUUUCUGAUGUUGAGAAAACUUUUGCUUCUGAGUUCAUAGACAGCAUGCACAUAUCUGCAUAAUUUUUUAAGAAAAAGUCAGAGCUCGAUACACUUGUACACACUAAUAGGACCAAUUGACAACAAAACUCAAAAUUGAAGUGUGGUUCUUGCCAGCUGGUGGCAAGGUAGUGAACACAAGAGAUCAUUUUUAUGUGUGAGACCUGUGCCUUGAAAAUCUUCAAAGAAACAUGCAGAAAUUUAAAAUAGAUUUGCACAACAUUUUAACUCAGAUGGGUGAGUCACCUGACAAGACAAUUGUGAUUAAUCUGUAUUUAUGUAUGUGCAAAGGUUCAGUUAAAGACAAUAACUAAACUGUGAA
This is a messenger RNA of Schistocerca serialis cubense, 2462 nucleotides long. Its product is annotated as HMG box-containing protein 4. The transcript is spliced from 3 exons. NCBI's taxonomy places the organism in Eukaryota, Metazoa, Arthropoda, Insecta, Orthoptera, Acrididae. The record is from RefSeq and is a predicted model, not a curated record. The coding region runs from base 142 to 1596 and encodes 484 amino acids.